AAAAUGAUCCGGAAGACGUCGUACGUUCCGUGACGCCAUCAUCAAACAUGGCGGACAAGGAAAACACAAACAUGGAAGUCGAUAAAGAAAAGAAUAAUCCUGUAGCUAACAGAGUUGACUCCCUCAAAGACGAUGUUAUUCCAAACAACGGCAACGAGAACAAUGUCGAAGGGAAGAAGAGAACCGUCCAGAGCCGCGCCACAGCGGAGUACUGCGAGAAACUGCAGGCGUGGAUGUGGCAGUACUACACAGGAUAUGUGAACUGGCAGGGCUGGAUGGCAGCGUCAGCCAUGUCUUGUCCUUAUUAUUUACAGGCAGCAAGUGGGACACCGACGGCAGGGUUUGACAUUAACGCCCAAAACUGGUUCAACAGCCCGUUUGUCCUGCCGUUAUCGCCUUAUGGCCCCGCUGUCAGCUCUCUGAGCAGCCGGACAGGCGAGGCAGCAGGCGGGGCUGCGGGGUCCGCUCAGCCGCAGCAGCAACAGCCACAGGAGAACGGGAACGCUCAGAGACCAGGUCGGGAGUAUAGUAUUCCUUCACCACUCCAAAGACUACUGGCUGAGAUGGUGGAUUUCUUCAUUUUGUUUUUCAUUAAAGCGACCAUAAUCAUCAGUAUUAUGCACCUCAGUGGAAUCAAAGAUGUUUCCAAGUUUGCCAUGCAUUUCAUAGUGGAGGAAAUAGAUGAAGACACAUCUAUGGAGGAGCUACAGAAAAUGAUGCUUGUUGCACUUGUGUAUCGGAUAUUAGUGUGUUUUUAUGAGAUUAUUUGCAUUUGGGGAGCAGGAGGAGCAACUCCAGGGAAGUUUCUGGUUGGACUCAGAGUUGUUACAUGUGACUCAUCAGUUCUGGUUCAGCCUAACAGGGUGCUUGUAGUGCCAGCAACUAAUGUCUCUCUGUCUGCAUCAACUGUCCGAGCCUUAAACAAGAACUUUUCCAUUGCCUUCUUUUUCCCGGCCUUCAUCACUCUUCUGUUCUUCCAGCACAACAGAACUGUGUAUGACAUGGUCGCUGGUACAAUUGUUGUCAAGCGCUCCCGGGUCAGAUGACGCAGAAGAGUAUAGAAGAGGGUCCUAAACAUUUCUGCACUGGCACUGUGAGAUGUUUUUUUUUUAAUAAAUGCUUGCAGUAUUCUGACAAGGUAACGCUAAAACAUACAAGAGGUUGAGACACACAGAAGUAUGAACUACUUCAGUUCUGUACAACUUGAGUUUGGUGUUGCCUCGGACACGUAGUGUAUUUCUGCAUGUAUGUCUACAUGCUGCAUUUGGAAUCUGCUCCAGUGUCACAUUGUCUCCUUGUGGAGACAGAAGAGGUGAUGGUAUAAAUCACUGUUUCAUUGACACACUCUUUUUGCCUCUUUUUUAAAUCAUCUUCAAGAUCAAGGGCAAACAUGAUAAAUCACUAAGUAUUUAAGUCACUCUUCAUGCAUUCAUGAGAUCAGUACCUUCAGUAUCUAUUUGUAUUAAAACAAGUCUUGGGAGUUGUUACCCAGACGUAUUUUUUGAGUUGUUGAUGUUCAUUAUGGCAGGGUAGAUGAUGAUUCACAGGUUCUGCAGCUGCUUUAACACCGUUAUACUAAAGCACAAUAUAUGUAUUGAUUGGAAAUUAAACCUGAUCAUGACUGCUAUUCCGUUGCUCUGAGCUCAGCAUGUGUGUGACUAAAAGUUAAUGUAUGACACAUUUUAUGUGAUAAGAUUUUUUGCCUUUCAGAGGAUUAAAUGAAACCACUAAUUCCCUG
Messenger RNA from Notolabrus celidotus (New Zealand spotty), 1738 nucleotides. RefSeq names its product protein FAM8A1-like. The record is from RefSeq and is a predicted model, not a curated record. The transcript has 5 exons. Bases 48 to 1046 code for a protein of 332 amino acids. Lineage: Eukaryota; Metazoa; Chordata; Actinopteri; Labriformes; Labridae.